Arabidopsis arenosa is the source of this 2638-nucleotide messenger RNA. Lineage: Eukaryota; Viridiplantae; Streptophyta; Magnoliopsida; Brassicales; Brassicaceae. The record is from the annotation of a GenBank genome assembly.
CACUCUCCAUCAAACAAACCCAUCUCUCUUCUCUCUCUUGUGUUCAUCAAUGGCGACUCUACAAGACAUAGGAGUCUCAGCUCUCAUCAACCUCUUCGGUGCCUUCUUAUUUCUCAUCGCAUUCGCUGUCUUAAGAAUCCAACCCAUCAACGACAGAGUCUACUUCCCCAAAUGGUACCUCACCGGAGAAAGAAACAGUCCCCGGCGCUCCGACAGAACUCUCGUCGGAAAAUUCGUGAACCUCAACUACAAAACUUACUUCACUUUCCUUAAUUGGAUGCCUCAAGCCAUGAAAAUGAGUGAAUCAGAGAUUAUUCGUCAUGCUGGUCUCGAUUCUGCUAUCUUCCUUAGGAUUUACACUCUCGGCUUGAAGAUCUUUGCACCAGUUAUGGUAUUAGCGCUUGUUGUUCUUGUUCCAGUAAAUGUAUCAAGUGGAACACUUUUCUUCUUGAAGAAAGAACUUGUGGUCAGCAACAUUGAUAAGCUCUCUAUAUCAAAUGUUCAGCCCAAAUCUUCAAAGUUCUUCUUUCACAUUGGAGUAGAGUACAUUUUCACGUUCUGGGCAUGUUUCAUGCUCUACAGAGAAUACAAUAAUGUCGCUAUUAUGCGUCUGCAGUAUUUAGCUUCACAGCGUAGGCGUCCAGAACAGUUCACUGUUGUUGUUAGAAACGUUCCUGACAUGCCCGGACACUCGGUUCCAGAUACCGUGGAUCAGUUCUUCAAGACGAAUCACCCUGAGCAUUACCUCUGUCAUCAAGCUGUUUAUAAUGCGAACACGUACGCAAAGCUGGUGAAGCAAAGAGCAAAGUUGCAACGUUGGUUUGAUUAUUAUGUGCUGAAGCAUCAACGUAAUCCGCAUAAGAUGCCUACAUGCAGAACAGGGUUUCUUGGUCUAUGGGGUAAAAUGGUUGAUUCCAUUGAGUACUACAAACAACAAAUCAAGGAGUUUGACCACAAUAUGUCUUUGGAGCGUCAAAAAGUUCUCAAGGACUCCAAACUAAUGCUUCCUGUUGCAUUUGUAUCGUUUGAUUCACGAUGGGGUGCUGCUGUUUGUGCACAGACGCAGCAGAGCAAGAAUCCGACAUUAUGGUUAACGAGUAGUGCUCCAGAGCCUCGGGAUAUCUAUUGGCAAAAUCUUGCUAUACCUUUUAUCUCUUUGACCAUCCGGAAACUCAUAAUUGGUGUCUCAGUCUUUGCCUUGGUCUUUUUCUACAUGAUUCCUAUCGCUUUCGUGCAAUCUCUCGCCAAUUUAGAAGGUCUUGACAGAGUUGCACCUUUCCUCAGACCUGUUACUAGAUUGGAUUUCAUCAAGUCAUUCUUACAGGGUUUUCUCCCUGGUCUUGCUCUGAAGAUUUUCUUGUGGAUUCUCCCAACGGUUCUGCUGAUUAUGUCAAAGAUUGAGGGAUACAUCGCUAUAUCGACCCUCGAGCGCAGAGCAGCAGCAAAGUACUAUUACUUUAUGUUAGUUAAUGUGUUCUUGGGAAGUAUCAUUGCUGGAACCGCGUUUGAGCAGUUGGACUCUUUUCUUCACCAAUCACCAUCUCAGAUUCCUCGAACCAUUGGGGUCUCAAUACCAAUGAAAGCUACGUUCUUUAUCACAUAUAUAAUGGUUGACGGGUGGGCGGGGAUUGCAGGUGAGAUUCUCCGGUUAAAGCCCCUCGUGAUUUUCCACUUGAAGAACAUGUUUCUUGUGAAGACUGAAGAAGAUAGAGUGAGAGCAAUGGACCCUGGCUUUGUCGAUUUCAAGGAGACUCUCCCAUCUCUCCAGCUCUACUUCCUCUUGGGAAUUGUCUACACCGCUGUUACUCCCAUUCUUCUUCCCUUCAUCUGCAUAUUCUUUGCCUUUGCUUACUUCGUCUAUCGCCAUCAGAUAAUCAAUGUUUACAACCAACAAUAUGAGAGCUGUGGAGCGUUUUGGCCGCACGUUCAUGGCCGGAUAAUCGCGAGCUUGUUGAUAUCUCAGCUUCUGCUUAUGGGACUUUUGGCUUCUAAAAAAGCAGCUGACUCAACUCCAUUGCUUAUCAUCUUACCCAUUCUCACACUUUCUUUCCACAAGUACUGCAAACACCGCUUCGAACCUGCCUUCCGACAAUACCCUCUUGAGGAAGCAAUGGCGAAAGACAAGCUAGAGAAGGAAACAGAACCGGAGCUGAACAUGAAAGCGGAUCUUGCAGAUGCUUACUUGCAUCCUAUUUUCCAUUCAUUCGAGAAAGAAGUAGAAUUAUCAUCAUCAUCAUCAUCAGAAAAAGAGACUCACCAAGAAGAGACACCAGAGGUAAGAGUCGACAAACAUGAAACACAGUCGUCUAGUCCUGUAACCGAGCUCGGUACUCCUACCCAUCACCAUUAUGUCUACAAUUCCACUUCCCCUUCUUCUCACUACACUUCAGCUUAUGAGCAAUCAUCAUCUCAGUAUGAAUAUCACUACAAUACUCAUCAGUACGAGGAGCAUGAGUACCGUUACAAUUGAUCUCUAACGGAAAAAAGAAAGACAUGUAAUGUCGAUAAAGGUUUCUUAUGAGUGUCAUUCAGGUCUAGGUUUAGGCUAUUUGUUAGCUGACUUUGAUUUUGGUUUUGGGGUUUAGGAAAUUGGUGUUAGUAUCAUUCACUUGUAUGGAAAUAUAUUCGAAGAUUAAUU